Molecule: messenger RNA, 1988 nt
Organism: Cariama cristata (Red-legged seriema)
Lineage: Eukaryota; Metazoa; Chordata; Aves; Cariamiformes; Cariamidae
Gene: HDAC10
Product: histone deacetylase 10
Exons: 20
Biological process (GO): chromatin organization
Cellular component (GO): histone deacetylase complex
Molecular function (GO): histone deacetylase activity
Source: RefSeq, a predicted model, not a curated record
AUGGCUUCAGGAACAGCGCUGAUCUAUGAUGAGGAGAUGACUACUCACAAACUACUUUGGAGUGAUCCUGUUUGUGAUAUUGAAGUGCCAGAAAGACUUUCAUCCUCCUAUGAGCAGCUUAAACGUUACCAGCUUGUGGAAAGAUGUGUCCAUGUGCCUGCCAGAGAAGGAAGCGAGGAGGAGAUCCUGUUGGUUCACAGUUCAGAACACUUGGAAGUGGCAAAAAGCACCCAGACAAUGAAUGAAGAGGAACUGAAAAGAGUCUCUGGAAAUUAUGAUGCUUUUUUCUUUCAUCCGAACACUUACCGCUGUGCCAGACUAGCAGUAGGAGCAACUUUGCAGCUGGUGGAUGCUGUGAUGUCAGGAGAAGUGUGCAAUGGAAUGGCUUUAGUGAGACCUCCAGGUCACCACAGCCAGAGAAAUGCAGCUAAUGGGUUCUGUUUGUUCAACAAUGUUGCUAUUGCAGCAGAAUAUGCAAAACUGAAAUAUGGUCUACAGAGAAUCCUAAUUGUUGACUGGGAUGUGCACCACGGGCAAGGAACUCAAUAUAUAUUUGAAGAGGAUCCAAGUGUUCUGUAUUUUUCCUGGCAUCGCUAUGAACAUCAGGAAUUCUGGCCGUCACUCAGAGAAUCUGAAUAUGAUGCUGUGGGUCUGGGAAAAGGAGAAGGUUUUAACAUAAAUUUGCCUUGGAAUAAGGUUGGGAUGGGAAAUUCAGAUUAUCUUGCUGCAUUUUUCCAUGUGUUGCUUCCGAUGUCUUUUGAGUUUGAUCCUGAACUGGUUAUUGUCUCUUCUGGAUAUGAUUCUGGAAUUGGAGACCCUGAAGGUCAGAUGAAUGCCACUCCUGAGGUUUUUGCCCACCUUACCCAUUUCCUGAUGCAGUUAGCUAAUGGAAAGCUGUGUGUCAUCCUAGAGGGUGGCUACCACUUGAAGUCAUUGUCUGAAUCAGUCUGCAUGACUGUAAAAACUUUGCUUGGAGAUCCUGUACCUCAAAUAACUGGAGAAAUGGCACCUUGCUUAAGUGCUGUUGAAUCUAUUCAAAAUGUGAGAGCAGCACAUAAACCCUACUGGAAAUGGUUGAUGUAUGAAGUGCCUCCCAUCAAAACAGCAACAACAUCUAAAGGUUUAGCACAUUUGCUCCCUGUACCCGUUCAUUUGGUGAAGGAAAUGGACAAAAAUGAAAUAAAAGCUCUUGUCAGUGACUUUUACACAGAUCUUGUGAAAGAGGACAGAACUUUGCUCUCUCUUGGCAGUACAUUGACCAUCCUAGACAAAAUGCUUAAGAAGGAGGUAUGCAAUGGAAUUGCAGAAUCACCCACAGCUGCUGUUUCUGUUGCCGUUGCGCUAAGACAUUCUGUUUGUUUUGGAUUUCAAAGAGUGCUUUGUGUGUUUGUUGGAGACAUGCAAAUCAUACCAAACACAAAAGAUGGAAAAAUACUCAUGAUACAUAUUUGUGAGAAAGAACAGUCUGGAAAGACCAGCUCCAAACACUAUAUUUCUCUAAACUGGAAAGAGGAUGCUGAAGGAAAUGACUUCUUUUCUGCUGUACUUGGAUUCAUUCUUCCUGUAGCAUACAGUUAUCAACCUAACUUGACAGUAAUAGCUGUUGGACCAAACAGGAGCCUUGGAAUAAGUGGGAUUUCUCUGCUUUUUGCUUUACUACGAGGAUUAGCAGAGUCUCGAAUUUUUGCAGUGAUUGAGGACACAGAGAUAAACUUAAUGCAAAGUGUAGCCAAAGCAUUAGUGAGUGCUUCUACACCUCACUUUGGAGUUUAUGUACCUCCUACCCAAGAAAAAGUAAACAAAAUAAAAAUAUUAAGAGAAAAAAAGCAGGAAUGGAAGAUGCUUCAGUGUUCAGAGGGAAAAACGUGUACUCUUGGUAGAAUUAGUUUGCAAAUACCGUGCGAAGACGGCAGUUCCAUUCUGCGGCUGGGGACGCAGUACGAGCGUGGUUCAUCGCCUUCUGGCAGUAGCGUGUCGCUUCUUAUAAA